Anarrhichthys ocellatus (wolf-eel) is the source of this 8611-nucleotide messenger RNA. Its product is annotated as bromodomain adjacent to zinc finger domain protein 2B-like. The coding region runs from base 720 to 7397 and encodes 2225 amino acids. The transcript has 38 exons. NCBI's taxonomy places the organism in Eukaryota, Metazoa, Chordata, Actinopteri, Perciformes, Anarhichadidae. Gene Ontology annotation, molecular function: protein binding; DNA binding. Gene Ontology annotation, cellular component: chromatin. The record is from RefSeq and is a predicted model, not a curated record.
GCUAGGUGUUUGUCAGCGUGUGUUCAGGAAUAUAUGUCACAGAUUUAUGUCGCCUGGGCUAACAGCUAAGCUAACGGUUUUUUUUUGGUUUUUUUAAUGUCGCUAAACCAGUAGCAUCCCUCUCUACACUUGCCUCACUGAAGCGUUAUCCCCUCCGUGAGGUUAAAAAAAAAAAAAAAAAAAAAAAAAAAAGUAAGUUCAUGUGAAAGUAGAUGCUAGCGUUUGCGGAUGUUUCUGAUUCAAACUUUGUGCAAAAGGUCCCGUUGCCAUGUCGAGCUUGUUACUUGUUCACUAGAAGAAUGUUCGGAGGAGAUAUCAUGACGUUAACAUGUCACCCCCGGUAUCGGUACUUGGCACAGGCAGACAUGGCAGACGAGUAUGCAUGCAUGCAUGCAAGGAAGGAAGGAAGGAAGGAAGGAAGGCACCGCUGCUCGGUCUUGUCAUUUACCUUGCAGCGUGGAUCUUGUCUUUGUUGCCAGCUAACGUAUAGUCCACGCUGAGGAUCCACGGUUGAUGAUGCAAACGUGAACAUAAGUUAUCUCGUUAGGCGUAAUCGGAGGGUUUUUAACUCUCUGCACACUCGAUCCAAGAGUGCAUCACUUCUAAAGUAGUGCAUGGUGUAACCGCUUGUUGUGGUUCCAAGCUUCGUGUGACAGCAAAAACUGGAUAUAACACAGGUGCAGUGAUGUCACAGAACUGAGGACAGCGCUCAUACGAAUAUGGAGUUCGGAGAGCGGCUGACCUCCCCAUCAUCAGCCCCGUCCUCCCUUCACAUGGCCUCUUCUUCAGCCGGCUCCUCCCCUGCUCCACCCCAGACACCCUCCUCAAAGUGCAGCCCGGCCCCGAGCCCUGCAGGCAGCUCCCUUCUCACCACCUGUGGCCAUCUGCGGCAGGUACCUGGGGAUGAACGUUCAAAUAUUUCUGGCAGCUCCAAUGGUUUCCCUUUGGUCAGCCAUCCAGCUUUUGGGCUCUACACAUCAAGUUCAGGUCGCUCUGAGUUUGGAGGCCUUGGAAGUCUUGGCUUGUCUGCCUUGGCUGCUCACUCCCAGUUUGGUACAUUUCCAGACUGGUGGCGGCCAUCUGAGGCACAUACCAGCGGAACCGGGUCCUUCUUCCCUCCUCUUCUAGGUCUGCAUCCCAUAUUUGCAUCAACCUUCAAAGGCCACGAUCCCACUCACUUGCAGUCACGUACCUCAGUUUCUGUAGGUGUAGUUGGAGCAGUGAAUGGUAGGAGUGCUUCUUCUCCUACUGGGAACUCUGCUGUGACCACCAGUUCAUUUCCAACAAAGGGAAACACUGAGAAAACUAAAGCCAACAGUAGUCGGUGUCAAAAGAACAGCCAGGACCUCGGCCAACUGCACCAGAAGAUCACCCAGAAGACAAAAGAAAAGAAACCCAACAAAAGACCACUAGAGACCUCCAGCAUGAGUGGCAGCCAAUCGGGAUCAUUGUCAGAUAUUUCCUCCAGCGAUGGUGAGGAGAGCAGCAGCGAUCCCGAUGACAUGGAGGACGACAAUGAUGAGGAUGAUCAGAGCAUUGACAGUAGCAGGUCUGAUUCAGAGAAAGACUGUCAAGUGAAAAUGAAAGUCAAGCGGCUGACACAGAACACUUGUGAGAGUGAAAAGAAGAGACCUUGCACUGCGGAUGGAAAUUCAACUCAAGACCGUCGACGCGAAACCAUUCCUUUGACUUCCCCGUACCGCCUGCAUUCCUCUUCCCAUCUCGCCGGCCUGUCGCAGUCCGCGGCGCUGUUCCUCCAGAGCUCCGGGACUACAGAGGCCGGCCAGCAGCACAUCAGUGUGAUCCAGGCCACGGGGUCGGCAGCCGGCAACAGUCCCCGAGCACCGUCCCACAGGGAGGCCUCGCCACUCCCCUCCAGACCACCAACCAUGUUAGCCUCACAAAAGCCUCCACAGAAACCAAAAUUCCUGAUGCCCUCUCUGAAGCACACCCAGCUUGUCGUUGGCACGAAGGAGAGCAGUGGAAACCUUCCGGAUGAAAGAUUGUUACAUUUGAAGAGUUUUAAUUUGAAACAGCCCCUCCACUCCAAGGACUCCGUGAAGCAAGCUUUCUCUCUGCGACCCAAGAGCCAGAACUGGUAUAAAAGUCACAAAAAUGCGUCAUCCUCUUCGUCGUCGCUGUCGCAUCAUAAACAUUCGUCGGAUACGUUCAGCAGUCAUUUACUGUCCCUCCCACACAGCAAUGACACCAAUCUGUUCCUGAACCACCACCUUAAUGGAGUGAUCCACAACGCAGUUCAGGAUGCCCCUUUGGCCCUCAUCACUAAACCCCGCAGCCAGAGCAGCACCCCCAGUAGCAAGCCCCUCCUGGUAGCCACCAGCCCUGCCUAUCUCAUGCCCAUCAACCUGAGCACAUGCACCAAGGAGAUGUCCGGCACCUCCGCUUCCCCACUAAAAUCUUCAGCCUCGUCAGGUCUUGCUCACAGGCCAAGGAAGAAUACCACUCCCAAGUCUUUGCAUGCAGGAAAGAGCCUCGCUAAGACCAAAGCAUCCUGUCCACCUGUAGACUUGGUCAGAGGCAGCGAGUCUGAUAUCCACAGCAGCAGGGACUCGGACGACUCUUUAGGAGAUGACUUUGUUGACGACGAUGAAGACAACGAAGAUGAUAUUGAGGAUGAAGAUUCUGGCAGUAGCCUGUCAGAGUCGGAGAGCAAUCUGGAUAGCGACUCUGAUGGCUCUGAGGAUGAUAUUAAGGAGCGCAGUGAGACGGAAGCAGACAGCGAUGCAGAAAGGACUCCCCUGAAACUCGCUAAAGCCUCCUUGUCUACUGAAAGGUCCUCGUCGAACCUCUCAGCCAACUGCUCCCAGCUUAACCUGAAGAUCAUCAAGCCUCAAAGUACCCUACUUACCCCCAACGCAGUGACCAGCUCAGGGGCACUGAGUAACCACAGCACCAUAUCGCCAUCCUUCACGUUCGCCCCACAGCCAGGAUCAGGAAAGAGGAGGAGAGUAACUGACGAGGGAGUUCUGCGGUUGCCUCUUGAGUUUGGGUGGCAGAGAGAGACCCGUAUCAGGACUGUGGCGGGUCGUCUACAGGGAGAGGUUGCUUACUUUGCUCCGUGUGGGAAGAAGCUGCGUCAGUAUCCUGAUGUUAUGAAGUACUUACUUCGGAAUGGAAUAAUUGAAAUCUCCCGAGACAAUUUCAGCUUCAGUACAAAAAUUCAAGUUGGCGACUUCUACGAAGCCAGAGAAGGACCGGAGGGUUUACAGUGGUUCUUGCUGGCAGAGGAGGAGAUCGCUCCCAGUAUCAUAGCGAUGGAUGGGAGGCGCAGCCGUUGCACACGGUCUGAGCGGCAGUCGAUUGGUGAUGACACUGGGGACAGCAGGUGGAAGACCCAUCCUCUUCAUAUUGAUGAAAAUAACUUCCACGAUGUCAGUGAUGCGAAGCUGCUACGCAAACUGGAGGCUCAAGAAAUAGCUCGACAGGCAGCUCAGAUCAAAAUGAUGAGGAAACUUGAGAAGCAGGCCAUGGCACAAGCAGCCAAGGAGGCAAGGAAGCAGCGAGGUAAACACCUAACCUCAACUCACACUUACAUCACAAUGCUGUGUGCAAGCCUAAUUUGUCUGUGUCGUCCAGCAAAAAUGGCCGCAGAGGAGAGACGGAAAAAGAGGGAGCAGAUGAAGAUUGUUAAACAGCAAGAGAAGAUCAAGCGCAUUCAGCAAAUUCGUAUGGAGAAAGAACUCCGUGCACAGCAAAUUCUCGAGGCAAAAAGAAGGAAGAAAGAAGAAGCAGCCAAUGCCAAAAUAUUGGAGGCUGAGAAGCGAAACAAGGAGAAGGAGAUACGAAGACUCCAAGCCGUCAUACUGAAGCACCAGGAGUUGGAGAGACAUAGACUAGAUAUGGAGAGGGAAAGACGCCGGCAGCACAUGAUGCUCAUGAAGGCUGUGGAGGCCCGUAAGAAGGCAGAGGAGAAAGCGCGUCUGAAGAAAGAGAAGAAGGAUGAGAAACGGCUAAACAAGGAGAGGAAACUGCAGCUCAGAAGACUGGAACUUGAAAAGGCGAAGGAGCUGAAGAAACCAAAUGAAGACAUGUGCUUAGCAGAUCAUAAGCCACUUCCAGAGUUGUCCCGGAUCCCUGGUCUGGUCUUACCGGGUAGUACCUUCUCUGAAUGCCUGAUGGUGCUGCAGUUUCUGCGCAGCUUUGGGAAGGUGCUGAGGCUAGACACAAAUCCAAACAUGCUUAACCUAAGAGACCUUCAAGAGGGUUUGCUCAACACUGGGGACAGUAUGGGCAAGGUGCAGGACCUGCUGGUGAACAUGCUCUCCGUCGUUGUGUGUGAUCCUGGUAUACCUGCAGGUCACAAGCAUAAGACCGCCUUGGGGGACCACCUGACUAAUGUGGGGAUCAACCGAGACAACGUGUCCGAGAUCCUGCAGAUCUACAUGGAGGGUCACUGUGAGCAGACGGAGCUGGCUGCUCUGGCCCUCAGCCUCAGGACCAAAGCGUUUCAGGCCCACAGCCCGUCACAGAAGGCCUCCAUGCUAGCAUUCCUAGUCAACGAGCUCUGCUGCAGUAAGGCUGUGAUCAGUGAGAUCGACAGAAACAUAGAUCACAUUACCAACCUGAGGAAGGAUAAGUGGGUUGUCGAGGGAAAACUUCGCAAACUGAGGAGCAUCCACGCCAAGAAGACGGGGAAAAGGGACAGCGGUGUGGGGGGAGAGGACAGCCACACCUUUGUCAUCCCCGCUGCCAGAAACAAAUGCAAGAGGAAAGAAGGGGACAGUGAGGAGGAAGAGGACGAGGAUGACACCAGUGAAGACCAAGGAGAGGACGACGACGACGAGGAAGAAGAAUUGGGGGGGAGGAAGGGGAAGACAGCGGAGAUAUGUGAAGAGGAGGACGACAGUGUACACUCAGCCAGCACGGAGGAGCUGGAGAAACAGAUGGAGAAAACAUACAAGCAACAGAGUCAGAUCAGACAGAAGUUAUUUGACUCAUCUCACUCACUGCGCUCCAUGACGGUUGGACAGGACCGCUACAGGAGACGUUACUGGGUGCUUCCGCAGUGUAGCGGCGUCUUUGUGGAGGGCAUGGAGAGCGGUGAAGGUUAUGAAGAGAUGGAGAAAGAGAGGAAAAGACAGAGGACUGCUGCGGUGAUCCGUGUAAAAGAAGAACAGCUGGAAGAGACAAAGAAGCCAGUGGUCUCCAGCCCAGCACAGAGCACAGACGGCGAUACAACCACACCGGAGGGCCAGCAGGACAGGGACAGUCUCAAUCUGUUCCUCCAGAAACCCGGCUCCUUCUCAAAGCUCAGCAAACUCCUUGAAGUAGCCAAAAUGGCUCGAGAUUCUGACAUCAACUCUCACUGCAGUCGUUCUGCUAAAGUUCCUACCACUGCAUCUUAUCCCUCAUAUCCUACCUCUCAGGCAGCUACUAGUCAGCAGGGACUGAUGGAUAAAUCAGAUACUUCAGUGCUGUCUCUGCGUAGUGCCCCCCUGCUCAGUAAUCCCUGGAUAACCUGCAGCCCUCAGUCUAUCUUUCAUGAGGACCAGCUCUCCAAGAUGCUGAUGGAAAAGAGCAACCAGUGGUUUAGCCUCUUGCCUCGCUCUCCUUGUGACGAGUCCUCAUUCACCUCAGGCUCCAGCCCUCCAGACUCCUCCUCUCCCCUACAGACCGUCGGCACCGAAUCCCCCUCCCCCGAGCCCCUAGCUACAGCCAGUUCCAGUGCUCCUGCUGGGAUCAGUAACAUUCAACCUUCUGUCUCUCAGCAAGUAAAGUCUGGCAUUCAUCAAAGCCGGCUGACAUGGUGCGACGUGUCCAGCACAGCAACAAGUCCCAGCAUGCCCUUCUCUGGUGCUUCUCUACCCCCAAUGCUGGAUCUGGCCUCCCAACAUGCAGAGGGUAAUGGCAAAAAGGUCUUCUUCCUGGCAAAUCACAACUCGGACAACAAGAGUGAGACCCCAGAGCGACAGAGUGACAAGCCCGAGUGUGCCUCGUUCCCUGCUGUGGAAGUGGCCAAGACCCAGGACUACCCUAGUCCUCAGCCCAUCCCUGAGGAGAUGCUGUGUGGCUGGUGGAGGGUGGCAGACAUGGAGGGACUGCACAGUCUGGUCAAGGCCCUCCAUAGCCGAGGCAUCAGAGAGAAGGCCUUGCAGAAACAGAUCCAAAAACAUAUGGAGUAUACGAACCAGCUCUGUGCCAAUAGCAAGGACGCGAUUGAUGUGGCAGAGCUGGAGAAGGGGGAGUUGCGUGAGGAGACGGUGGAGGGUUGGUGUGUUGAGGAGCAGGCCAUGGAGGUGGACAUCAGCCUGCUGCAGCAAGUCGAGGGUCUGGAGAGGAAAGUCAUAUCUGCCAGCCUGCAGGUCAAGGGUUGGAUGCAUCCCGAGCCCCAGUCGGAGAGGGAGGAUCUGGUCUACCACGAGCACAAGCUCUUUGCUUCCCCUGCUCCAGAGAAGAAAGGACAGAGAGAAACCAGCCAGGACGAACUCCCUGGCACGGUGGUGCGACGGCCCCACAAUCCCCUUGAUAUAGCCAUCAUCAGGCUGGCAGAGCUGGAGAGGAACAUCGAGCGAAGCGAGGAGGAGGCGGCACCGGGGAUGAGGCUGUGGCGUAAAGCCCUCAGUGAAGUCCGCAGCUCAGCUCAGCUGUCACUCUGCAUUCAGCAGCUGCAGAAAUCCAUUGCCUGGGAACGAUCCAUCAUGAAAGUGCACUGCCAGCUCUGUCAAAAGGGGGAUAAUGAAGAACUGCUCUUACUCUGUGAUGGAUGUGACAAAGGCUGCCACACUUACUGCCAGAAACCCAAGAUCACUACAGUACCUGACGGCGACUGGUUUUGUCCCACUUGUGUAGCAAAGGGGAGUGGUCAAUCCCCCUGGAGUAGGAAGCAGCAGAGCCGAACAGCUGGAGGAGGGAAGAAAGGCAGCGAGGUAAAACGAAACAGUAGGCCAUCUGUGGUAGGAGAGCUCAUCAAAGACGAGGCUGCCAGCAGCAACAGCGUGCCAAAGAAAGGUACCAAGGAGUUCAAAAAGAGGAAAGGAGACGACAGCCCCCCUUGCUCCCAGGCCAGGCACGGCAGCCCCGUCUCCUGUGUGAAAAAAGCCAAAACGACCAAAGAGAGCAACACAAAUGGACUGACGAUGUGCCGAGUGCUGCUGGAUGAGCUGGAGGCCCAACAGGACGCUUGGCCCUUCCUCACGCCCGUCAACCAGAAAGCCGUCCCUGGAUACAGGAAGGUCAUCAGAAAGCCCAUGGACUUCUCCACCAUCAGAGAAAAGCUCACCAACAACCAGUACUUGAAUUUGGAAACUUUCAUCGUUGACGUGAACCUGGUUUUUGACAACUGUGAAAAAUUUAACGAAGAUGAUUCCGAAAUAGGACGAGCCGGCCACAGCAUGAGGACAUUUUUUGACAAACGAUGGACCGAACUGCUGGAGUAGCCGUUUGCCGUGUGGACUUUCAAUGCUACUCUCUACAUAGCAUACUUCAUCUUUGGUGUUGGAGACCUUCUCAUCACCUGUGACACUAAAUCAAUAAAUAAGUUAUAAUACCACUGACGUGCAAUGUGAUGGGGAAACGAAUUCUCCUGCUGAGAAAACACACUUCAUGGAUUAAUAUCUUUAAAGUGCAAUACUGUUUUCUUUCUCAGAAUGCACUGACUCUUGGGCUCAAUAUUGUAUUUGGGCCUUUCUACUUUGGGGAUUUCCACAGUAAAUAUGCCUUUUGCUUCCUUUUUCUUUAUCAUCAGUACUUUAGUUUAGUGUGAAUGUGUGUAUUUAUUUUCUCAAGUAUUUAUGUUACAGUCAGUCUUUUCUAAAAACAAAAAAAGCAGGACAUGGCAAACAGCUUUAAAAAAAAAAAAAAUCAAAAGAUUGUUUUAUGAACUAUUAAUAAACUAGCCAAUCAAAAAACAAAAUAAUUGUUUACAGCUCUUUGACUAUAUGGUGCCAGAGCAGUACUACUGUUAAUUGUGUAAAAUACCAGGAGGUAUUACUAUCACUCUUUCAAGUCGUAUUUCUAACGUGUAUAGAGUGUACAUACAGUACAGUCUUGUUCAAAUAUUGUUAAUGCAUAAGGAUGAUUGCAGCACUUCAUAUGUCUUAUACUGUGCUCUGCCUGUGCUGAAUAUCCGCUCAAACACUGGUCUCCUCAGUAUUGUAGUGCCUGACCUCUGACCUCUAAACAGUGUGUGGAGGAGUGUGCUUUUUUUCUAUUUUCUGUGCGUGUACUGUUUGUGUGUUCUGCACAAUAUACUGUAGGAAACCCUUACACAAAAGCUAAUAUUCUUUAGAGCUUCUCCUCUGAAAACAAUUGAUGUGGUGCAUAUAGUGUGUUUCAUCUCCAAGCGUUUCCUUCAAGCCAGUCUUGUCAGAAAUCCCGCGGACAGUCGUAGAACCUGCAGUGGGCUUUAAUCCAGCUGUGAGUCAGACAGAGUCACGGUCCAGCGGAGGCAUCUCCAGACAGCUGAAGUCAGAAGACUUGAAGUAACUGUAUUUUGUUAUGAAUAUUGUGAAAUGAGUAGCGACUUUUGUGGGAAUAUUAUUUUUGAAUAGUGAGUGUGUGGCACAGAUGAAAUAAACCUGUUUUUCAAAAUAACACUUUUGGGCCCUCACUGUCUUCCCUAUUGAUUCAGAGUAAGUCUAAUUUUGAUAAU